GCCGCUCAGGCGGAGUCAGCGCGCGCUCCGCCCGCCGCGCUCCGGGCUCGGAGCUCCGCACCCUGGGCUCGCCGCCUCCCGGGCCGCCUCCGCGCCCCGCACCCGGCGCCCCGGCGGGCGCAGCGCACCAUGCCGCAGCUGGACUCGGGCGGGGGCGGUGCGGGUGCAGGCGACGACCUCGGCGCGCCCGACGAGCUGCUGGCCUUCCAAGACGAAGGCGAGGAACAGGACGACAAGAGCCGCGACAGCGCCGCGGGCCCCGAGCGGGACCUGGCCGAGCUCAAGUCCUCACUGGUGAAUGAGUCCGAGGGCGCGGCGGCGAGCGCCGGGGUCCCGGGUUCCGGAGUCCGGGUGCAUGGAGAGGCCGAGGGAGCGCCCGAGGCCCUCGGACGAGAGCACACUUCGCAGAGACUUUUCCCGGACAAACUUCCAGAGUCCCUAGAGGACGGCCUGAAGGCCCCGGAGUGUGCCAGCGGCAUGUACAAAGAGACCGUCUACUCUGCCUUCAAUCUGCUCAUGCACUAUCCACCGGCCUCGGGAGGAGGGCAGCUCCCCCAGUCUCAACCCCCGCUGCAUAACAAGGCUGGCCAGCCCCCACAUGGCGUCCCCCAACUUUCUCCACUCUACGAACAUUUCAGCAGUCCACACCCGACCCCUGCACCUGCGGACAUCAGCCAGAAGCAAGGAGUUCACAGGCCGCUGCAGACCCCUGAUCUCUCUGGAUUUUACUCUCUGACCUCAGGCAGCAUGGGACAGCUCCCCCACACUGUGAGCUGGCCCAGCCCUCCUCUCUACCCCCUGUCCCCUUCCUGCGGAUAUAGACAGCACUUCCCUGCCCCCACUGCAGCCCCUGGCGCCCCCUAUCCCAGGUUCACCCACCCGUCCUUGAUGCUGGGAUCCGGUGUACCUGGACACCCGGCAGCCAUCCCUCACCCAGCCAUUGUACCCUCCUCAGGGAAGCAGGAGCUGCAGCCGUACGACCGAAGCCUGAAAACACAGGCAGAACCCAAGGCGGAAAAGGAGGCUAAGAAGCCAACGAUCAAAAAACCCCUCAAUGCCUUCAUGCUUUACAUGAAGGAGAUGAGAGCCAAGGUCAUUGCAGAGUGUACCCUCAAGGAAAGUGCUGCCAUCAACCAGAUCCUGGGUCGCAGGUGGCAUGCACUGUCUCGAGAAGAGCAGGCCAAGUACUAUGAACUGGCCCGCAAGGAGAGGCAGCUGCACAUGCAGCUGUACCCAGGCUGGUCAGCGCGGGACAACUACGGAAAGAAGAAGAGACGGUCAAGGGAAAAGCAUCAGGAGUCGACCACAGGAGGAAAAAGAAAUGCAUUCGAACUGCUUGCUAGCCCAGCGGAGCCAGCGCCAACAUUCUCAGGGCGCUCUGCAACUCUCACUCUUCCAGCCUCUGAGUCCCCAAAGACCCUGCACAGCACCCUGCAGAGUACCCAGGUACAACAACAGGAACCUCAGAGACAGGCAGCCUAGCAUGCACAGGACACCUGGCUUGCUCCAGGGGCCACCCCUAACUCAAGAGGAGGCAGCAAGACCAGAUCACUCGGAACCAGCUAGGGGUCUUCUCUAAGGUGCUGAAGAUUUCAAAGGCUGCUUAACUACUCCCUGAACUGGAGGCCAUCAAUUCAGUGGGUAGGGAUAAGAUCUGUGGAGCUGUCUCCAAAGGGCAGCCUGGUGCCUGUGGCAGCCACACCUUUUUAUCAUGUCUUGCUAGCUCGAUGCCCCUACUGGUUUUGGUUUUGGUUUUGUUUUUUCUUUUUUCUUUUGCUGCAGGUCAGAUGAGCUGGACUGACUGAGUCCAGCUGCCUUCUCCCCAGAUGCUUCUCUUGCCCUCUGCCACACUUUCCCCAUGCCAGUACUUCUUGGACCAAGAAUACCUGGUUUACCACACAAGAUGACUUCGUGGUUGGUAACCAGCCACACAAGUCUAAAUAAUAACGCUUCUCUCUUAAGGAGCUGAGAAGCUCUGUUUACAAGUAACAGCUGCUGUUCCUAAGCUGGGCCAGAGGAAGCUUCUUAUGUGUUCUCAGGAGCUUGCAAGAGGAAAUGGGAUAGGUGAAGUUUAAGGCCUUUCACCCUAGGCACCAACCCUCCCCACUGGUGGACAGUACCCAGCUUUAAUUAGAAUGACUGGGACCUCUUUCCUGAGAAACUCACCAGCCCUAGAAACUACAGUCAAUCAAUUGAAGUUGGCCUAAACACAGUGUGCACCCUUCCCAGUUCCAUCUCCAGCUCAUCUAUGUCAGCUGAGUCACAGCUCGUGGGCAAAUCCCAAAUCCCCAACAGCCAGAGCCCAUCUCGGCAUUUAGAACUGGCCAGCCAGCUUCACUUUAUGGGGCUGCAGGAAGAGAUCUGUUACAACCAAAGCAAGGAGCCCAUAAGACCUCUUUAGUGGACAUGGUUCUUUGCCACAUUCUAGAAAUCCUUUUUGAGCCAAACUUAACCUUGAGCCUUGAAAAACAAGUUUUGUUUGUUUUAACUGUUUUUUUUUUUUUUUCAUUCACUGUAUAUAGCUUGAAUCCAAAGAAAAGGGGUUAUUCAUGUAUUCUACACACCUUUUUUAAAAAAAAGCCUUUAGUUCCUACUUUUAGCCACUGGUUUCUCAAUCCAAAGAUCAUGUUUCUAGUGUAGUGUUACAAGUGUU
Messenger RNA from Peromyscus leucopus (white-footed mouse), 2653 nucleotides. It is a transcript of the gene Tcf7, whose product is annotated as transcription factor 7. Gene Ontology annotation, biological process: canonical Wnt signaling pathway; regulation of transcription by RNA polymerase II. Gene Ontology annotation, molecular function: DNA-binding transcription factor activity, RNA polymerase II-specific; RNA polymerase II cis-regulatory region sequence-specific DNA binding. The record is from RefSeq and is a predicted model, not a curated record. Bases 130 to 1482 code for a protein of 450 amino acids. Gene Ontology annotation, cellular component: beta-catenin-TCF complex. NCBI's taxonomy places the organism in Eukaryota, Metazoa, Chordata, Mammalia, Rodentia, Cricetidae. The transcript has 12 exons.